CACAGUUUUUUAAAAUUUCAAGGUUGGUAAUAUGUAGCGACCGCAUAACAUAGUCUGAACGAUAAUAACUGCAUGUUAUACAGCUGUGCGUUUUUAGUCAGCUGUGUUUCCACUACUGCCUACUUAUCUUUUAUCCAUAAGCAUUACUACGUUUACGGUUUACUCCUAAAUAAUAACUUGGCACAAUAGCCAUUGUAUGGUCCAUAAACGGGUAGCACUUAUUUCGAGCUUCUGUCUGUUAUUGUUAAGACCCAUUCGUGUGCCAUUGUUACUUAAUUUUUUGCCAGUUAAAUAUUUUUUUAAUUGAAAGUCUGAUUUUAAUUUUUAAUUAAUUUAUUAAUUUAUUAUUAGCAUUUUGUUUGCCAUGUUUAGUCCAUCUGCAGUCCAUAAAGCUUUCCAGGAAGCUUUAAUUCAUAAUGAAGACAUAGACAUAAAAAACUAUAUUUUAGCUUAUGAAGAACUAUGCAAAUUUUGUGCUCAGCUUGGUACUAUAUUUAAUUUUGUUGUUAAUGACAUUCAAGAAAAACUUUGUCGUCUUACAGAAUUAAUAACUCAAGAUGAAAACAAUUUUAGUUCUGUCAAAUCUAUGAUUCUACAUGAAAGAUCUUGUGGAAAAUUGGCUCAUGAUUCAGGGUGUAUUACAUUACUACGAUUACAUCGAGGUUUAGAUUUCAUUGUUCUCUUUAUGACCAAAAUAUCUACCCUUCAACCUACUGAUAGCACAUCAACAUCUGCUAUAGAAGCGUACAAUAGUACAUUAGCUAAACACCAUGGCUGGGUUAUUCGUACUGGUGCCAGAGUUGCGAUGAACUUUCUUCCAAGUCAGAAAUCUCUCUAUCAUCAAGCAGUUGGAGAAAGUGUAAACGAAACAUUGAAAACUAUGCCAGAUAUGAUUUCUAAAGCAUCUAUGGUUCAUGAAAGAGUUAAUAGUCUUUUUUUAAUACAUGAAAUUUUGCAUUUACCCUAAUGAAUAUGAGACAACCCAUUAUCUCAUGAUAACUGUGAUCCUUUGAUAACUGUGAAAAAAAAUUAUUAUUUUUAGAAUAUUAUUUAACUUUUUAAAUGGUUAAUAUUUUUAAAAAACAAAAUGUUUA
Molecule: messenger RNA, 1094 nt
Organism: Daktulosphaira vitifoliae (grape phylloxera)
Lineage: Eukaryota; Metazoa; Arthropoda; Insecta; Hemiptera; Phylloxeridae
Product: ceramide-1-phosphate transfer protein-like
Exons: 5
Coding region: 365-967 (200 amino acids)
Biological process (GO): ceramide transport; intermembrane lipid transfer
Cellular component (GO): cytosol; cytoplasm; membrane
Molecular function (GO): ceramide 1-phosphate binding; ceramide 1-phosphate transfer activity
Source: RefSeq, a predicted model, not a curated record